UCAUGUCACGUCAUUUUGACUUGUGGCGACCGACUGUCGAUCUACCGAUCGCCUGGGGUCCCGAAAUUACCUUUAUUUCCAGCUUUUAUCUAAGAUAAUUGAGCUAUUGUAUAUUAGGAAUGGGUUACAAAUUUCUAAAACUCGCAUCUACGUCUUUCAAGACUAGCAGUAUUCGUAUUGGCACAAGACAGUACUCAACAGCACAUGAUGCCGACAUAGUAGUAAUUGGCUCGGGCCCCGGCGGUUAUGUAGCAGCUAUUAAAGCUGCCCAGAUGGGCAUGAAGACUGUUUCAGUUGAAAAAGACCCAACCCUGGGCGGGACCUGCCUAAACGUCGGCUGUAUCCCCUCGAAGGCGCUGCUCCACAACUCCCACUUAUAUCACCAAGCCAAGCACGACUUCAAGAGCCGCGGCAUAACUACGGGAGACGUCGGCUUCGAUCUUGGUACUAUGAUGGCCUACAAAGCCAACUCUGUCAAAGCCCUAACCAGCGGUAUUGCCAUGCUUUUCCAAAAAAAUAAGGUGAAACUACUCCGUGGUCACGGAACUAUACUGGCUCCGAACAAAGUGGAAGUAAAGGGCGAGAAAGGUGUGGAGACAGUCAACACAAAGAACAUUCUCAUUGCUACUGGCUCGGAAGUUGCGCCAUUCCCAGGAGUCACGUUUGAUGAGCAGCAAAUCAUCACGUCUACUGGUGCCCUAUCACUGAAGUCUGUCCCAAAGAAAAUGCUUGUCAUCGGAGCUGGAGUAAUUGGCUUAGAGCUGGGCUCCGUAUGGCAGAGACUUGGGGCAGAUGUCACUGCUGUCGAGUUCCUUAGUAGUAUUGGAGGUGUGGGUAUCGAUGGCGAAGUAGCCAAGACCCUACACAAGAUCCUCGCGAAGCAGGGCAUGAAGUUCAAGCUGGAAACUAAAGUCAUGUCCGUCAAGAAGGAGGGCUCCACGGUCAAGGUCGAGGUCGAGGCCGCCAAGGGAGGCAACAAGGAAGUGUUGGAAUGCGACGUGGUGCUGAUCUCGAUCGGUCGGCGGCCAUACACCACCAACCUUGGGCUGGAUAAGGUGGGCAUCGCGCUGGACGACCGCGGCCGGGUGCCCGUCAACAACAAGUUCCAGACCAAGGUGCCCGGAAUCUACGCUAUUGGCGAUUGCAUUCACGGCCCUAUGUUGGCGCACAAAGCUGAAGAUGAAGGCAUCGUGUGCAUCGAAGGAAUCAAGGGAAUGCCAGUUCACUUCAACUACGAUUGUAUUCCAUCAGUAAUAUACACGUCCCCUGAAGUAGGCUGGGUUGGGAAAUCUGAAGAAGAUCUGAAGAAAGAGGGCAAGGCAUAUAAAGUAGGAAAAUUCCCGUUCUUAGCGAAUUCAAGAGCAAAGACCAACGGUGAGCCCGACGGCUUCGUUAAAGUUCUCUCCGACAAAAGCACGGACGUCAUCCUCGGGACACACAUCAUUGGACCCGGCGGCGGCGAGCUCAUCAACGAGGCCGUGCUGGCGCAGGAGUACGGCGCGGCCGCCGAGGACGUGGCCCGCGUGUGCCACGCGCAUCCGACAUGUGCAGAGGCGUUACGUGAAGCGAACAUGGCCGCAUACAUCGGAAAACCAAUCAACUUCUAAUUUUAGAUAUACAAAUAGUUGUAUGAAUAACGUUUAUUUAAAUGCCCACUCGCCAGCAGGGCCGUGCGCCAGCUGAUCGCUGCCCCGUAAGGAAUGUUGUAUGAGUCUGACAUGAAAGUUUUUGAAUAUCUGAAAUUUACUUAUGUGGUCGUAAGCAUACUUUUCUUUCUGUAAGUGACUGCUUAUUUCAUACAGUUUUUGAAAUGUUCCGUCACAUUAUUUAUUUUUGCUACCACUGAGACGUUAUUUAUUUAUUUUUAUUACCAAAUUCAUAUUUUUAUUUUUAUUGAGUUCAUUCCGUUAUCUUGAUAGAAAUGUUUUUGGGUUACCUCAGUAAUGUAUGUACAUUUCGUGUAUUUAUUUUAUUUUGUAAAUAGCUUUAAAUACACAUAUAUGAAAGUA
Plodia interpunctella (Indianmeal moth) is the source of this 2009-nucleotide messenger RNA. RefSeq lists its product as uncharacterized. The record is from RefSeq and is a predicted model, not a curated record. The transcript is spliced from 12 exons. The coding region runs from base 120 to 1607 and encodes 495 amino acids. Gene Ontology annotation, cellular component: mitochondrion; oxoglutarate dehydrogenase complex. Lineage: Eukaryota; Metazoa; Arthropoda; Insecta; Lepidoptera; Pyralidae. Gene Ontology annotation, molecular function: dihydrolipoyl dehydrogenase (NADH) activity; flavin adenine dinucleotide binding.